Molecule: messenger RNA, 2026 nt
Organism: Somion occarium
Lineage: Eukaryota; Fungi; Basidiomycota; Agaricomycetes; Polyporales; Cerrenaceae
Source: the annotation of a GenBank genome assembly
AUACGCGUUCAGAGUUCAAGUAGCCAAUCCUCCGGCUGCUCUCACGUUGCGCAGUCAGAGUGGCUGCUUCCUUUCCUUUCCUUGCUGUGUCCCUUCAUCCGAGUGUCCCCUGUUUUUCUUUCUCUUCCUUCUCUUUGUCAAUCUCGCCUUCUGUUGACGUCGGUAUUUUCCAAUUUUUUUGGAGCUUCCGAGUUCUUUCAUUCAACUCUCGUCCAAUCGGAGUGUUUGGAAGUCCGGAAGUUGAGAAGAUGUGCAACCGACAGACAGAAGAAGGGGAGAGGCUGAAGAUCUGGGGACAUCCGAUGACAAUUGACGUCGUUUCACCGCCCUCUGCACUGCACUUUUUAUCCGCUGUCGAUUUGCUUCACUUGUCGCUCGAUUUCACACGCCCUCUUCUUUGCUUUAUUGACAACUUCUUUUCUUUCUCGUCCUUUUGCUUUGCCUUCCGUCCAUGUCCAUGUGGCAGUCAAGUGCAGCAUGUCGACGGGCCGGGUCGAACCACAUGAACAAGGCAGAAACGCCUACCACAGUCAUAGUCGACGUUUCUGCCACUAACCGCUCAAUUUCAUAUCUCUCCAUUCUGUCUCUUAAACUCAAGCUUUCAAGCUUCAUAUCGGGAAACGCACGUCAUCAUUUCGCUCAUUUUGCGGUGGUGCGAUGCGAGGGGAUGGGACAUACAGGUGGACAUGGUUCAGUUCACUCAAACUGCCAUGCAAGCUUUCAUACGAAGCUGUGUCUUCUUACUUCUAUCUAUAUCUGGCUGCUGGUGCCCUUGUACCGUUUUUGCCCUCAUAUCCUUCUACCCUUAUACCCUUAUCUCGGUGUCUUUUCAAAGACAGAGAUAUGCCAGAUAUCAGAUAGAGGAAUAGAGGAAGCAAGCAGAGAGAGAGAUUUGCAAAUCUCAUUUCUCAUUUGUCUUUUCGGUUCUUUGCUUGAUGUCUUCCCUGGUUUGCGCGUGCUAUCGAGGGACCUUUGUUUGGUUUUCACUCGCACUCUCGAGCAGAGUAUACCUCGGUUUCGGAGCCGAGCGAUGGUGGGCUGAGAUGGUUGUUUGCAUCUGCGAUGCGUUUGGCAGUACAUCGAAUGUCCCGAGGAAAGGUCAUACGAUGAUGUUGACGAUGAGACCCCGAGGUGGUUUUUGAUCGUUAGCCAGCGUCCCGACGCAUCGAGUAUCGAGUCUUAGCUUGAGGCUGGAGGUUCGGAGUGAAGAGAGGAACUUCGAAUUAUUCCGGUCGUUAGGGUUCCUUGUGGACUUGAAUCCGUGACAAGUUCGCGUUGUAACGACAGAUGUGUUGGCUUUUACGUUCUUUCUCUGCAUGUUGGGAACCGUCAGUUGCAAUCCGCUGAUCAGACGGUUCUCAAUAAUGCGCACUUGUGUUCUUCUUAUCCCUUCACUUUCUUCCCCAUACAUUUAGCAUUCAACAUUUGGGGUUAAUCACGGGUGCAAUAAGACAUUGCAACUGGAUCAGAUGUGGACUUGAUACUUGGCAUGAUUUCACAUGCUGUCACGUUGUCGCUGGCAUGCUAUCCUCGUUAUGGCACUAUCAUUCUCUUACGCUCUUGUCAUCAUCAUACCACCACUCACAACCUGUGGCAACUUGACACAAGAAGGGCUGCUGCUGUGUUGGGCUUACUGUCAUAUGCGCAGGCAAAUCAUACGCGUGACAGCGGUUCCGGUGAAGGUUAUGUUGUUUCUGCUUCUGCAUCCGAGAAGCACGAGAACGAGGAUGCGAGAGCUCAAAUAUAACCGUCAUCUGCCACGGGGUCAUGCAUUCGAUGCAUCUUCGAGGGUGCAUUGAUUGAGCGAUGUUUCCCGUCAGAGUGGGAAUGCUGCGGAGCGAAAGGGGGUGUUGCUAUGGCAAGAUAUGGCAGAAUGGAGGGUUCAUCUUGUAUGGGCGGUUUUAGUGUGUGCGUUCGAGGCUAUCCGCUUCUAUUGUCGUUCACACAUAUUUCAAGUCCACGUUAACUUUCUUUAUUCUCCGCGUUUUUGAUUAUGUGUUUUAUUUUUUCGAUUCGCCCUCCUCGC